ACUUUAAGAGGAAAUAUGACAUCCUCCUCUCCACGUGAUAAAGUCUUUCAUCAAGAGAUCCAUUUGCUAGCAGGUUUCUACCAUUCUCAGAGCAUCAUGACUGAAGAAAGCCAGAAAAUGUCCUACCAGAUCGUUGGGAUGAUUCUAGUCUGUCUUCAGAUGACUGCUUCACAGGAAGGGAUGUGGAUCCAACAGAGCCCGGCCCAGAUUGUAUUGGCCCCUGGAAAAUCUGCACGGAUAGACUGUAAGCUCUCAACCAGGAGAGCAUAUGUAUAUUGGUACAAAGAGCUUCAGAAUGGAAGUCUGCAUGGGAUUUUCCAGAGUUAUAAGAAUGCACCUUCAGAUGGAAAAUACUCGAGUGAGGUGAAUGAGGCAUCGGACACGUUUUCUCUGAUUAUCACAGAUGCACAAAGAAACGACUCCGGGGUGUAUUACUGUGGCCUAGCUGCUUAUGCAUAUGCGAACUUCGGGAGUGGGACCCGACUAAUUGUCACAGAUGCCUCUGAGCCAAGACUUUCUGUCCUGGUGCCCUCCACCCAGAAGGAUGCUGAACAUCGCCAGAACGUACCCCUGCUCUUCCUGCUCUCGGAUUCCACUCCCUCCUGGAGCAACGUUCUCUGGGACACAGGGGAGGGGGCAUCAGUGGGCCAGACAGAUUCCGGAGCCAUAGACGGGGACGGGAUCUACAGCGUCUGGAGCCUCAUGACAAUCCCAUACAAGAGGUGGAACCAGGAGACAAUCUGGAAUUUUACAGUCAAAGACAAUAGUACGGGGAGAAACAUCAGUGCUACCAUGGUCAAGCAAACAGAUGAGCCUGGAAAAGAAUACUGUGAUUAUGUGUUAUAUUUUGGCCUGCUUUGUAUUUUCAUCCUUGUCAUCAUCCAGAUGAUGAUCCUGCUCUUCAGGAAACGUCUCACCAGAGCAGGGAGAACUGUGAAAACAGGGAACCAAAUGCCCAUGAGGCAGAUUCCACAGACUGAAUAUGCAGCAGUGAGGUAUAAUAAAUGAAAAUUCCUUUUUUAACUGACGUGGUCUGACCAAUUUAUUUAUAGGGUUUUUUAAAAAGCGCUGUACAAGAGGAAAAAAUGAAAGUGAAAUUCUGACUUAUUUAUUACUAAAGUGUGAAGUGGUUGGGCUUAAAAUACACCUUGUUGUAAAUGUAUCUGUCUCCAAAUCUUUUUUGUUACCACUUAUUUAAAGAAAUAGCUUUCUUCUUGGUUAUUAUUGCGAAUUACUUGUUUUG
Pelodiscus sinensis (Chinese soft-shelled turtle) is the source of this 1243-nucleotide messenger RNA. The record is from RefSeq and is a predicted model, not a curated record. Lineage: Eukaryota; Metazoa; Chordata; Testudines; Trionychidae.